Ctenocephalides felis (cat flea) is the source of this 2730-nucleotide messenger RNA. RefSeq names its product glutamate [NMDA] receptor subunit 1 (gene Nmdar1). Gene Ontology annotation, molecular function: NMDA glutamate receptor activity. The coding region runs from base 16 to 2673 and encodes 885 amino acids. Gene Ontology annotation, biological process: monoatomic ion transport; regulation of membrane potential; ionotropic glutamate receptor signaling pathway. Lineage: Eukaryota; Metazoa; Arthropoda; Insecta; Siphonaptera; Pulicidae. The transcript is spliced from 13 exons. Gene Ontology annotation, cellular component: neuron projection; synapse; plasma membrane. The record is from RefSeq and is a predicted model, not a curated record.
GACAAAGCUAUAUUGAUGGAUCCGAAUCCAAUAAGAACAGCCUUGAAUGUUUGUAAACAUCUUAUUGCAGUUCGGGUAUACGCCGUGGUAGUUUCGCAUCCAUUGACAGGAGAUUUAUCACCGGCUGCUGUUUCAUAUACAAGUGGUUUCUACCAUAUUCCAGUAAUUGGAAUUUCAUCGAGAGAUUCAGCAUUUUCUGAUAAAAACAUCCAUGUAUCUUUUCUACGAACAGUGCCACCCUAUUCCCAUCAGGCCGAUGUGUGGGUUGAAUUGCUCAAACAUUUUAACUAUAUGAAGGUUAUUUUCAUUCAUAGCUCGGACUCCGAUGGUCGAGCCUUGUUAGGUAGAUUCCAAACAACUUCGCAAAAUCUUGAAGACGAUGUGGAAGUUAAAGUUAUCGUGGAAUCUGUAAUAGAAUUUGAACCUGGUUUAGAAAGUUUCAAACAACAGUUGAUGGAAAUGAAAAAUGCUCAAGCUAGAGUUUAUUUGAUGUAUGCAGGAAAAACGGACGCAGAAGUAAUAUUCCGCGAUGCAGCACGACUAAAUAUGACAGAUAAUGGAUACGUCUGGAUCGUGACGGAGCAGGCACUGGACGCGGAAAACGCACCAGAAGGACUUCUUGGGCUCAAACUGGUCAACGCUACCAGCGAGGAAGCACACAUUCGAGACAGCAUAUAUGUGUUGGCGUCCGCUAUUCGUGAUAUGAACCAAACUGAAGAGAUAACAGAGGCACCAAAAGAUUGUGACAAAUCCGGAUCCAUUUGGGAGUCCGGGCGCGUCUUAUUCGAGUAUAUCAGGAAGCAGGUGCUUCUUAAUGGAGCAACUGGAAAAGUUGCAUUCGACGACAACGGCGACAGAAUUUUUGCUGAAUAUGAAAUCAUUAAUGUUAUUGAGAAAAAGGAACAUAAGGCGGUUGGGCACUAUUAUUAUAAUGUUGAACAAAAACGUAUGCGCCUCCGGCUGGAUGAAAAUAAUAUAUUGUGGCCCGGAAGAGUACGAACAAAACCAGAAGGCUUCAUGAUACCGACACAUUUAUUGGUACUGACAAUCGAAGAGAAACCUUUUGUUUAUGCAAGAAGAUUAAAUGAAGAUACUGACCAUUGCAUUCAAGACGAGAUUCUAUGUCCACAUUUUAAUAAUACUCCCGAUAAAGCCGCUGGCCUUUAUUGCUGCAGAGGUUUCUGCAUAGAUCUUUUGAAGGAAUUGUCCAGAACGAUCAACUUCACAUUUAGCUUGGCUUUGUCUCCAGAUGGACAAUUUGGAAACUACGUUCUAAAAAAUACUACGAAAAAGGAAUGGACUGGUUUAAUUGGUGAACUGGUUGCAGAACGAGCAGAUAUGAUAGUAGCUCCUCUAACCAUAAAUCCAGAACGAGCAGAGUUUAUAGAAUUUAGCAAACCAUUCAAGUACCAGGGAAUUACGAUAUUGGAAAAGAAACCUUCUAGAUCAUCCACCUUGGUAUCUUUCUUGCAACCAUUCAGUAAUACGUUAUGGAUACUGGUUAUGGUUUCCGUACACGUAGUGGCUCUGGUGUUAUACCUAUUGGAUAGGUUUUCACCCUUUGGACGAUUUAAGUUGGCAAACACUGAUGGUACUGAAGAGGACGCUCUGAACUUGUCCAGCGCGAUCUGGUUCGCGUGGGGCGUGCUGCUUAACAGCGGAAUUGGGGAAGGCACACCGCGCAGCUUUUCGGCCAGGGUACUCGGUAUGGUGUGGGCUGGAUUCGCUAUGAUCAUUGUGGCUUCGUAUACUGCCAAUUUGGCCGCCUUCCUCGUGCUGGAACGCCCCAAGACCAAGUUGACUGGCAUCAAUGACGCCAGACUUCGUAACACAAUGGAGAAUUUGACUUGCGCAACGGUCAAGGGAUCAGCUGUGGACAUGUACUUCAGAAGGCAGGUGGAAUUGUCUAAUAUGUACCGCUCUAUGGAAGCGAAUAAUUAUGAUACUGCCGAAAGAGCCAUACAGGAUGUUAAAAUUGGUAAAUUGAUGGCGUUCAUCUGGGACUCCUCUCGAUUGGAGUUCGAAGCGGCACAAGAUUGUGAAUUGGUGACUGCUGGAGAACUCUUUGGGCGAUCAGGGUAUGGAAUAGGACUUCAAAAAGGAUCGCCCUGGGCGGACGCAGUUACUCUGGCUAUUUUAGAUUUCCAUGAAAGUGGUUUCAUGGCAUCGCUAGAUAACCAAUGGAUUUUUCAACGUAAUGUUUUGCAAUGCGAGCAGUUUGAAAAAACGCCGAAUACUCUUGGACUAAAAAAUAUGGCAGGCGUUUUUAUCUUAGUCGGAGCUGGUAUUGUCGGUGGAAUAUUUUUGAUAGUUAUUGAAAUGGCAUAUAAAAAACAUCAAAUCAAAAAGCAAAAAAGAAUGGAAUUAGCAAGACAUGCAGCUGAUAAAUGGCGAGGGGUAAUAGAGAAACGUAAAAUGCUACGAGCUUCAAUAGCAGCCCAGCGUCGUAUCAAAUCCAAUGGAGUGAACGAUUCAACAACCACCAUAAGUUUAGCCGUGGACAGAAGUCCUGGACUGUUGGGCUUACGACCUUGUCCUCCAAGAAGUAUUUUGGACAAGGGCUGGGCAACGGACACCGAUUUGCGACAGAGAAGAUUAGAGGAACUUGGUAUACAACCCUCACCAAGAUAUAUGCCUGCUUAUACUGCAGAUGUGAGUCAUCUUGUGGUGUAGAGAUUUAUAAGAAAUAUUUUGUACUGAUUUACAAGUAUCAUGUUAGCAAUAUUUAAG